Messenger RNA from Helicoverpa zea (corn earworm), 609 nucleotides. RefSeq lists its product as uncharacterized. The record is from RefSeq and is a predicted model, not a curated record. The coding region runs from base 76 to 582 and encodes 168 amino acids. Lineage: Eukaryota; Metazoa; Arthropoda; Insecta; Lepidoptera; Noctuidae. The transcript has 6 exons.
AUUGAAAUCAAAGCGUGUCGCCGAACAGUUUUAUCAAACUCACUUCAUGAAAUAAAAAUAUUUUUAAACUCCAUCAUGCUGCUGCCAGGCAAAUUCAGCCCAAAAACAUGGCUUUUCGUGACGAUAUUGGUAUCUACGAUCAUUGCAUACAGUGAAUCUUCAGCAGGAAAAACGCAUUCUGCUGAAUAUAAUCCUAGAGCCGUAGACGAGAACAGCAGUAGCGACAGUAAUAGCAGCAGCGGUAGUAGUAAAAAGAAAACAAGUCCAAGGGCGGAAUCCAGUGGAAGUGUUGAAAAAGGACGGUCUAAAAAAGAAGAAGCCAAAGAACCAGCUAAAGCACCCAAGUCUAGCAACAGUGACGACGAUGAUGACGAGAAAAAUUCCGGAUCCCGAGAAGAAAAAGUAAGAAGUACGAGAGGUCUAAAAGCUGGUGAUUUUGAGCCAGAAGAAGAAAAUCCCAAAAUACACGCAAGAUACAAGAAGAAUUCAGAGUCAGCAAAUAGUGAUGACAAGUCAGGUGAACGUCGUCGCUACAGACGAAGUAUUGAUAGAUUUGAUGACAACGAAGGCGCGUAUGUUUAGCAGCUGUGUAAAGAUAUCAAUAAAGUA